This is a messenger RNA of Salvia hispanica, 2253 nucleotides long. RefSeq lists its product as uncharacterized. Gene Ontology annotation, cellular component: nucleus. Lineage: Eukaryota; Viridiplantae; Streptophyta; Magnoliopsida; Lamiales; Lamiaceae. Gene Ontology annotation, biological process: regulation of salicylic acid biosynthetic process. Gene Ontology annotation, molecular function: calmodulin binding; sequence-specific DNA binding; DNA-binding transcription factor activity. The record is from RefSeq and is a predicted model, not a curated record.
CUACCUACUCUUUGUCGUGCUAAAUCAACGAGCGGCACCGCCCACCGGCCGUACAUGAAAUGAAACCGACGCUUGAACCUCCAAAGGCUCCAAUCGGCUUCCAAUCGAACCCUCUUUCCCACACCUCACCUAGUAACGCCACAAAACAACCACAAAUACUACCAUAUUUGCCAUUUUGGAGUCUACAGUGAAAAAGAUUCAAUCUUCUCAUCCAUCCGUUCUCAUCCAUCCAUCAUCACCGCAACAAAGACCAUGUGCAUGAUGGUCUCAGCUUCUCUUAUAAAGCGCCCGUGAUUGAGCUUUUCUUGGUUUGCUGUUUGUCGGUGUCAAAUGUACUACAGUCUAAGAGCACAAGGGUUGUACUUUUCCUGUUGAUUUUCUUGGUGGGCCUCUUGAAAAAUGUCGCAGAAGCGGCAAGAGCCGGAGGAGGGCACAUCUUUUGACGACAGGCAUCCCAGGAAUGCAAAAUCUUUUAAAAGUGUGGUGAGGGAGGUUAUGAACCUCUGCAAAUUACAACAUCUAAUGGAGCCAGUUCUUGAGCCUCUCAUUCGUCGAGUUGUAAAAGAGGAAGUGGACUCCGCGUUGAGAAAAUACAUAAUUAAUACGAAAAGGAAUUAUGGGAAAGACACACAUCCCUCUGAACCAAGGAAUUUGUGUUUACAGUUCUCUAAUGGCAUAUCUCUUCCUGUGUUUACUGGAACUCGUAUUGAAGGAGAAGGGUCUACCAGAAUGGAAGUUGCUUUAGUCGAUAUCCUUACUGGGGAAGUUGUUUUUAGUGGUCAUGGAUCAUCUGAGAAGGUAGAGAUUGUAGUUCUUGAAGGAGAUUUUGAUGGAGAUGAGAGGGGAAAUUGGACAGCUGUAGAAUUCCAAAAUAAUACAGUGCGAGAGCGGGAUGGAAAGAAGCCUCUCCUGACUGGGGAUCUUAUCAUGACCCUGCAAGAUGGCAAGGGUUUGGUUGGUAACAUUAUGUUUACAGAUAAUUCAAGCUGGACAAGAAGCCGGAAGUUUAGGCUGGGUGCUAAACUCUUGGACAGCAUCAGUGGCGUCAGAGUAAGAGAGGCUAGAUCAGAACCCUUUGUUGUUAGAGAUCAUCGUGGAGAACUGUACAAGAAGCACCAUCCUCCAUCACUUUCUGAUGAAGUAUGGCGGCUGGAAAAGAUUGGUAAAGGUGGAGCUUUUCACAAACGUUUGAGGAAGGAAAGAAUCACUACCGUAGAGGAUUUUCUGGUGUCAUUCUUCCUAGACCCUACAAGACUUCGAAAUAUCCUUGGGACCGGUAUGUCUGCCAAAAUGUGGGAAGUAGUCGUGGAGCAUGCUCGAACAUGUGUUAUUGACCAGAAAUUACAAUUCUAUGGCACCUCUCAAGAUAAUGGUGUAGUUUUCGACAUGGUCGGGCAACUGAUGGGGAUCAUCUCGAAUGGGCAGUAUCUUCGUGCUGAUAAGCUGUCCGAAGCAGAAAAGGCGGAGGCCCACGAGUCAGUCAUCUCUGCUUUUGCAGAUCGUGACAAAAUUGUCAGCUUUGAUGAGGGCUCAUCUCCGAAUUUCCCAACCCCUUCAAGCUUAUCGGUUGCUCGAUCUUCUUCAAACUUGCCCUCUGAGACCAGUUUCAAUGAUGACGAGCCUUACUUGCAACACAAUGCUGCUUCUCCAACCUACAUGGAGUCGGUAUAUUCUUUAGAAGGCUUGGGCACCUUUGAAGAUUGCCUGCACCAAGUUGAAGACAACCUAAUCUGUAAUGCUGACACCUUGAAUAGAGCAUUGUGUGCAGACGAACUACAAUACUUCGAGACGGAUCAGGCAAUUCACAGUCCUCUUCUAGAAUUAUCAGGAGAUAUACAGGGCGACAUCAGUGCUUAUAUGCCGUAUUCUGGUGUUCCCACCGGAAAAUCUGAGAGGGGGUGGAACAUUCUAGUAUUUGUGUUGAGAUGGUGGUUCUCCAUAAGAAGAAUCGUGGCUAGAAAAACCCGUACUUGAGAAAGUCAGGGUAAUUCUAUAACGACUGAAGACUUUUGUUGGAGAUCCUCUGCAGCUACAUGUGAAGAGAAUUAAGUUCUUAUAUAUACAUGCAUAUACAGAUUUAGCUGAUUGUUUUGUGAAAAAAUAUACAAUAAGCAAGGCUGUAAGUGCAAACAGUGGAAGCAUCAGUGUGAAAUUGUAUAUGGUAGUGUUUUAGGGGUGGUCUAGUUUUCCAUUCAAGGACUACCUUUUCUGUACAUAUUCAAUAUGUGAAUAAUAAAUAGACCCUUACUUCCA